Messenger RNA from Mustela erminea (ermine), 8998 nucleotides. It is a transcript of the gene MAP4K4, whose product is annotated as mitogen-activated protein kinase kinase kinase kinase 4. The record is from RefSeq and is a predicted model, not a curated record. Gene Ontology annotation, molecular function: ATP binding; protein kinase activity. The transcript has 33 exons. Lineage: Eukaryota; Metazoa; Chordata; Mammalia; Carnivora; Mustelidae. Gene Ontology annotation, biological process: protein phosphorylation. Bases 105 to 4277 code for a protein of 1390 amino acids.
CUCCCUUGUGAGGAGACGCCGUCGGCGGCCUGGCCUGUGAAGGAAAUAAAUAGAGAAACAGAUAUAUUUAUUGGUACUAUUUUGUUUGGUGGCAAAAAGGGAAAAUGGCGAACGACUCCCCUGCAAAAAGUCUGGUGGACAUCGACCUCUCCUCCCUACGGGAUCCUGCUGGGAUUUUUGAGCUGGUGGAAGUGGUUGGAAAUGGCACCUAUGGACAAGUCUAUAAGGGUCGACAUGUUAAAACAGGUCAGCUGGCAGCCAUCAAAGUUAUGGAUGUCACUGAGGAUGAAGAGGAAGAAAUCAAACUGGAGAUAAAUAUGUUGAAGAAAUAUUCUCAUCAUAGAAAUAUUGCAACCUAUUAUGGUGCUUUCAUUAAAAAGAGCCCUCCAGGACAUGAUGACCAACUCUGGCUUGUUAUGGAGUUCUGUGGGGCUGGGUCCAUUACAGACCUUGUGAAGAACACCAAAGGGAACACACUCAAGGAAGACUGGAUAGCUUACAUCUCCAGAGAAAUCCUAAGGGGCCUGGCACAUCUUCACAUCCAUCAUGUGAUUCACCGGGACAUCAAGGGCCAGAAUGUAUUGCUGACUGAGAAUGCAGAGGUGAAACUUGUUGAUUUCGGUGUGAGUGCUCAGCUCGACCGGACGGUUGGGAGGAGAAAUACCUUCAUAGGCACCCCUUACUGGAUGGCUCCUGAGGUCAUCGCCUGUGAUGAGAACCCAGAUGCCACCUACGAUUACAGAAGUGACCUUUGGUCUUGUGGUAUUACAGCCAUUGAGAUGGCAGAAGGUGCUCCCCCUCUCUGUGACAUGCAUCCAAUGAGAGCACUGUUUCUCAUUCCCAGAAACCCUCCUCCCAGGCUGAAGUCAAAAAAAUGGUCAAAGAAAUUUUUUAGUUUUAUAGAAGGGUGCCUGGUGAAGAAUUACAUGCAGCGACCCUCCACAGAGCAGCUUUUGAAACAUCCUUUUAUAAGGGAUCAGCCAAAUGAAAGGCAAGUUAGAAUCCAGCUUAAGGACCAUAUAGACCGGACCAGAAAGAAGAGAGGAGAGAAAGAUGAAACCGAGUAUGAGUACAGUGGAAGUGAGGAAGAAGAGGAGGAAGUGCCUGAACAGGAAGGAGAGCCAAGCUCCAUCGUCAACGUGCCUGGUGAGUCAACGCUUCGGCGGGAUUUCUUGAGACUGCAGCAGGAGAACAAGGAACGUUCUGAGGCUCUUCGGAGACAGCAGUUACUACAGGAGCAACAGCUCCGGGAGCAAGAAGAAUAUAAAAGGCAGCUGCUGGCAGAGAGGCAGAAACGGAUUGAGCAACAGAAAGAACAGAGGCGUCGACUAGAAGAGCAACAAAGGAGAGAGCGGGAAGCUAGAAGGCAGCAAGAACGUGAGCAGCGAAGGAGGGAACAAGAAGAGAAGAGGCGUCUGGAGGAACUGGAGAGAAGACGGAAAGAAGAAGAAGAGAGGAGGCGGGCAGAAGAAGAAAAGAGGAGAGUUGAAAGAGAACAGGAGUAUAUCAGGCGACAGCUAGAAGAGGAGCAGCGGCACUUGGAAAUCCUUCAGCAGCAGCUGCUCCAGGAGCAGGCCAUGUUACUGGAGUGCCGAUGGCGGGAGAUGGAGGAGCACCGGCAGGCAGAGAGGCUCCAGAGGCAGUUGCAACAAGAACAAGCAUAUCUCCUGUCUCUACAGCAUGACCACAGGAGGCCGCACCCGCAGCAGCAGCAGCCACCGCAGCAGGAAAGGAGCAAGCCAAGCUAUCACGCUCCGGAGCCUAAGCCCCACUAUGAGCCCGCUGACAGAGCUCGAGAGGUGGAAGAUAGAUUUAGGAAAACUAACCACAGCUCCCCUGAAGCCCAGUGUAAGCAGACAGGCAGAGUAUUGGAGCCACCAGUGCCUUCCAGAUCAGAGUCUUUUUCCAAUGGCAACUCCGAGUCUGUGCAUCCUGCCCUGCAGAGACCAGCUGAGCCACAGGUACAGUGGUCCCACCUGGCAUCUCUCAAGAACAAUGUUUCCCCUGUCUCGCGAUCCCAUUCCUUCAGUGACCCUUCUCCUCCCAAAUUUGCACACCACCAUCUUCGCUCUCAGGACCCAUGUCCACCUUCCCGCAGUGAGGUGCUAAGUCAGAGUUCUGACUCUAAGUCGGAGGUACCUGACCCCACCCAAAAGGCUUGGUCUAGAUCAGACAGUGACGAGGUGCCUCCAAGGGUUCCUGUGAGGACAACAUCUCGUUCCCCUGUUCUGUCCCGUCGGGAUUCCCCACUGCAAGGCAGUGGACAGCAAAAUAGCCAAGCCGGUCAAAGAAACUCCACCAGCAGUAUUGAGCCCAGGCUGCUGUGGGAGAGAGUGGAGAAACUGGUGCCCAGGCCUGGCAGUGGCAGCUCCUCGGGGUCCAGCAACUCAGGAUCCCAGCCAGGGUCCCAUCCGGGGUCUCAGAGCGGCUCUGGGGAGCGCUUCAGAGUGAGAUCAUCGUCCAAAUCUGAAGGCUCUCCAUCUCAGCGCCUAGAAAAUGCAGUGAAAAAACCUGAAGAAAAGAAAGAAAUUUUCAGACCUCUCAAACCUGCUGGCGAAGUGGAUUUGACUGCACUGGCCAAAGAGCUUCGAGCAGUGGAAGAUGUGCGACCACCACACAAAGUGACAGACUAUUCCUCAUCCAGUGAGGAGUCAGGGACGACAGAUGAGGAAGACGAUGAUGUAGAACAAGAAGGGGCGGAGGAAGCCACCUCUGGACCAGAGGACACCAGAGCAGCGUCGUCUCUGAAUUUGAGCAAUGGUGAAACAGAGUCGGUGAAAACCAUGAUUGUCCAUGAUGAUGUAGAAAGUGAGCCAGCCAUGACCCCAUCCAAGGAGGGCACUCUCAUCGUCCGCCAGAGUACAGUUGACCAAAAGCGCGCCAGCCAUCAUGAGAGCAAUGGCUUUGCCGGUCGCAUUCACCUCUUGCCAGAUCUCUUACAGCAAAGCCAUUCCUCCUCCACUUCCUCCACCUCCUCCUCCCCAUCCUCCAGCCAGCCGACACCCACCAUGUCCCCACAGACACCCCAGGACAAGCUCACUACUAAUGAGACUCAGUCCGCUAGUAGCACACUCCAGAAACACAAAUCUUCCUCCUCCUUUACACCUUUUAUAGACCCCAGAUUACUACAGAUUUCUCCAUCUAGUGGGACAACAGUGACUUCUGUGGUGGGAUUUUCCUGUGAUGGAAUGAGACCAGAAGCCAUAAGGCAAGAUCCUACCCGGAAGGGCUCAGUGGUCAAUGUGAAUCCCACCAACACUAGGCCACAGAGUGACACCCCGGAGAUUCGUAAAUAUAAGAAAAGAUUUAACUCCGAGAUUCUGUGCGCUGCCUUAUGGGGAGUGAAUUUGUUAGUGGGUACAGAGAGUGGCCUGAUGCUGCUGGACAGAAGUGGCCAAGGAAAGGUAUAUCCUCUGAUUAACCGAAGACGAUUUCAACAGAUGGAUGUCCUUGAAGGCUUGAAUGUCUUGGUGACAAUAUCUGGCAAAAAGGAUAAGUUACGUGUCUACUAUUUGUCCUGGUUAAGAAACAAAAUACUUCACAAUGAUCCAGAAGUUGAAAAGAAACAGGGUUGGACAACUGUGGGAGAUUUGGAAGGAUGUGUACACUACAAAGUUGUAAAAUAUGAAAGAAUCAAAUUUCUGGUAAUUGCUUUGAAGAGUUCUGUGGAGGUCUAUGCGUGGGCACCCAAGCCAUAUCACAAAUUUAUGGCCUUUAAGUCAUUUGGAGAAUUGGUACAUAAGCCAUUGCUGGUGGAUCUCACUGUGGAGGAAGGCCAGAGGCUGAAAGUGAUCUAUGGAUCCUGUGCUGGAUUCCAUGCUGUAGAUGUGGAUUCAGGAUCCGUCUAUGACAUUUAUCUACCAACACACGUAAGAAAGAACCCACACUCUAUGAUCCAGUGUAGCAUCAAACCCCAUGCGAUCAUCAUCCUCCCCAACACAGAUGGCAUGGAGCUUCUGGUGUGCUAUGAAGAUGAAGGGGUUUAUGUGAAUACCUAUGGAAGAAUCACCAAGGAUGUGGUCUUGCAGUGGGGGGAGAUGCCAACAUCUGUAGCAUAUAUUCGAUCCAAUCAAACGAUGGGCUGGGGAGAAAAGGCCAUAGAGAUCCGAUCUGUGGAAACUGGUCACUUGGAUGGUGUGUUUAUGCACAAAAGGGCUCAAAGACUAAAAUUCCUAUGUGAACGCAACGACAAGGUCUUCUUUGCCUCUGUUCGGUCUGGGGGCAGCAGUCAGGUUUAUUUCAUGACAUUAGGCAGGACUUCUCUUCUGAGCUGGUAGAUGCAGUGUGAUGAGGCUUGCUGGCCCCCAGAGUCUUCAAGAUCCUGAGAACUUGGAAUUCCUUGCAACUGGAGCUCAGAACUGCACCGGUUUGGUCCAGGACAGCAAACACCACGUGUGGGGUUUUUGUUUUGUUUUGUUUCGUUUUUGUUUCCUUUCUGCACCUCUUACCAGUUUAUCCCCCUUCUUUUCUUUUUCCUACUCAAAAAUAAAUCAAGGCUGCAAUGCAGCUGGUGCUGUUCACAUUCUACCAUCAGGUGCUAUAAGUGUUUGGGAUCGAGCGUCAGACCAGAAGGCAAACGCCUUUCCUUCAGCUCCAGAAUUCCUUGUUUCUGAGUGACUCUUAUGGGUGUCAAAGGUGGAGACCGUGAACAUGCCAUUGGUUUUGUUGGAAAUGGGCACAUGGAGGUGUAAUAUGGUGGUCUAAUGAGCAGUUUGCUAAAGCAGAGAGCAGAUUUAAUAUAGUAACAUUAACAGUGUAUUUAAUUGACAUUUCUUUUUUGUAAUGUGACAAUAUGUGGACAAAGAAGAAGGUGCAGGUUUAAGAAGUUAAUAUUUAUAAAAUGUGAAAGACAUGUUACUAGGAUAACUUUUGUGGGUGGGGCUUGGGAGGCAGGGUGGGGUGGGUUAAGGGGGUCCCAUUUUGUUUAUUUGGAUUUUUUUUUGGCUUGGCCAAAAACUGUCAUUUUUCUGUGUACCAGGUUUUGCCUAAAUCAUGUGCAGAUGGUUCUUAAAAAAAAAAAAAAAAAAAAAAAAAAAGGACAAAGAAAAUGUGUGCAUUUGUAUAAUGGCCAGAACUUUGUUGUGUGACAGUAUUAGCACUGCCUCAGUUAAAGGUUUAAUUUUUGUUUAAACCUAGAAGUGCAACAACAGUUUUACCACAGUCUGCACUUGCAGAGGAAAAGAAAUUUUUCAACCACAUGUUUAUUUUUUUUGCCUACCUCAUUGUUUGUAAUGCAUUAAGAGGUGGUUUAGUUUCUGUUUCUUGGAGGAAAACAUUAAUGUUUAAUUUAAUCUUAAUACCAAAACUAUCAGAUUGAAGUUUGACAGUUAAUUUGUCACAGGUCUCAAUAGGCACAAGAGAAAUUGUCCCUGAAGAUGGGAAAUAGCCAUAUGGCUUCAUCAUGCUCACAGAUACAGUCUGUUUUCUAAGUUCACAGGGCAGAAUGCUUCGUUUUCACCAGAUGCACCAUUAGUGGUUGAUGGGCAACUGUGGCCUACAACAUAAAAGAGGCCUCAAUGCUCUCUGUUCGGGGUUUGGUAGCAGAUGGGUGGUCAUACUAGAAUAGUCACACAAACUGUUCAGUGUUGCAGGAACCUUUUCUUGGGGUGGGGGAGGGGUGGUGUUUCCCUUUUCUAAAAAUGCAAUGCACUAAAACUAUUUUAAGAAUGUAGUUAAUACUGCUUAUUCAUAAGAUGGCAUCUUCUUGUGUUUUAGGUGUAAUAUCAAAGCCCUGGCUUUUCUCCUCUCACUUGCUCUCUUGUUCUCUCUCUGUUUUUUAAACCAGUUUUACUUUAUGAAUAUGUUCAUGACAUUUGUAAUAAAUGUCUUGGGUAAUAAUUUGUUAUAUGGCUUCAUGGUCACUCAAUUCCUCUGAGACUGUUAAUCUCUUGGUAAAGGAGCAAUGCUCUGUGUCCUGGCUCUGCCAGCUUACUCUCCUCUUGUGGAGUUUGAGUGGGAGUAUUGUGUGAUGGUGGCUUUAAACUUUGUUUACCAAACAGAACUUGGUGUUUCCUAGGCUUAAUCCUCCUUUGUGGGUAAGUUUCUUUUACAGCAUGAAAAAGGAGGAUUUUCCUCCCAAAAAGAUAACAGUCAUUUUUACCUGUCAGGGCUUUGUCCAGCAUUCUUAUCCUAUUUGGUGUCCACUUUGACCCCUAUCAUUCUCUUCUUCUUGGUUCAGCAUCUUUGCCAAAGGCUGUCCUGGAAUUACAAAAACCUAGCAAGAAACAGAUACACUCACAGGUACAAAAACAACACAGAUGUACCUACUACCCACAAAGACAAGAUAAGCUGAAAAGGCUUUGCCGUCUUCUGAAAAGGACAAAAGCAUUGGAAAAGGCUUUUUCCAUCUCUAAGACUUUGGAGUGAUGCUAAUGUCCAAAGCAGGAGGGACUAGUUCUUUUCUACUAAUCUGUAGUUAACAUAGAGAAGAUUGAAGAAUUAAUCUCACCUAUGGAAGGGACUUUUUUGAGAUGGGCCAGAUGCCAUCACCAUAGGACUUCAGUCAAAAUCAAAUUAAUGCUGGUGAUUUCCUGUGUGUUUUGGCUUUUUGAGUAAGAGUGAAAUGUGCCACAGUGAGCAUGUGUGCAUGCCAAUAGGAGAAAGAACUGGAUGGCAGGGUUGAUUAUAGCCUCUCGCAUGACUUCACAGAGAGGUAAAGUUGAGCGGGUGUGGGGGUGGGGACAAAACUAAACUUCUGAUACCAAUAAGGAAGAGAAAAGACUUGAGGCAUCCGGGUCUCAGCUAUCACAUAUACACAGACCUGAAGCUCAGUAUCUGUAAGGCAAGGGGGGGUGCACAGGUAAUACAAAUGGUUUUUCAUUGGAAUUACUGAGUAGUUAGAACUUGACAGAAGCUGGAUUUCCUUUCCAAGGUGAUGGGGUCUGAGCUCAAGCCAGAAUAGGGCCUGUCCUCAUGCAGCAGCAGGCAGCCAUCGGGGGCACUCUUGUGGUAUUUGCAUGGAAUGUGAUUACAUCCAUCUCUGGGUUUAAGUCACUUGAGGUCAGACAGCCAUUUGUGGUGGGGGCAGGCAGGGAUGGGGCAAGGCAGGUGCCUCGUGUGUGUGCUUUCCUUGCUUUCCUGGCCUCAGCACCUCAUAAACCAGAUUAUGUUGCUGCAGCUUCAUGGAUGUGCCCAGUUAGUUUUCUCCAUAAAAGAUUAUGAGCAGGUGAUAUGUUAUUCUUCUAGAGAAGGGAUGGUUGGUUUGUUUUUUUCCUUUAACAGGGUAGUGACUUCACAAAAGUGCCAAAAUGGCAAAAACUACAAGAGAAAACAGUAUUAUGAUACUAUUACUAUUUAUAUUUAGCACUGCUCUUCAAAACAAAAUACAGGUAUGUCUGUAGGUGUAGUCAUAGCUUCAAUAAGUAAUACCUUUCUGUAUUUAAAUCAGAGUAACUGUAUUGAGUGCAGUGUUUUUUUCCUCAUGCACAUGUUACGUUGAAAAUGUUUACAAAAAUGGUUUUGUUACACUAAUGUGCAUCAUAUAUUUAUGGUUUAUUUUUAAAAGUGAUUUUUUAUUUUAUUUAGGUUUUUGUCUUAUAGUCCAGUUACAGUGAUUCAUAAUCCCUAACUUUGCCAAUUAUAAAUUUGCUAAACAGUAAUACAAAUGACAGACUGCAUUAAAUUUAUUAAUCCUAGAGCUACAAAGCAGACUGGUGGCAAGAACAUGGCCUUCCCCCACCCCCCAGUGCUAACUUGUCUUCUGUGUAUUAUGAAAAUUACUGUUGGCCCCUCCCCCCUUUCUCUUUAAAUAAAAUAAAAAUGACACCUAUCUUAUGUGGCAUGAGUUUCAAAUAUAUCCUGAUCCUUCAAAAUGUUACCUUCCCAAAGAAUCCAUAUUUAUGCAUACCUCCAUCCCCAGCACCACUCUUGGCUAGCGAGGGUGCCUCCAUAUCCUGCCAUCUCCUGUAACAGGGAUGUUUGUUCAUGGGGAGCUCUUGAUCACCGUGUUCUUAAAGCCAAGAAUGGGUAAAGCUGAUCCUUAAGGAAGAUGCAGGGUUUUAUUUUUGCAAGUCUGAAUUCAAUAAAAAAACAGCAUGAUGUCUCUGUAUCUAACAGGACAAUUGAAGUACCCUUUCUCAAAUUGGCACCAUAAGUACUAACUUAAGCCUAGUAAUUGGAAGGCCUUUGUGGCCAAGGCCUUGGCGUGUCCCCGAUUGAUUCCCCCCCGAGAUCUGGCAGGUAUGAUCCCCACUGGAUAGAUGUGGGGUCAUAUCACCAUGAUCAGCGCCUUGGCCAAGCCUCCAGGGUUGCAGAGGGUGGCCACACAACAUUAUCAUAAAUUAAAUCUUAAUAACUAGCUCCUUUGUGCUUCAUAUUAGAAACAUGUCAUUUCUCUAAGGUAAAAAUAAAAUUAUAAAUACCUAGGCCACCAAAUGAGUUUGUUUUUUUUUCUUUUCCUGCUUGAUAAUUUGGUGCAACUGGUGGAUGAUUAGGAAUAAAAAUCUGGUGGAGGGCUAGUUUUCUUGGAACCAUGAUUCAGCCCUCCUUAAUCCUCUACUGCUGUGGAUCUCACUUAAAGCUAGCAACCAGAAUGAAAUCAGCCCCUACAAUUGACGCCAGCUCAAUGUUUUGACAUCACAUUAAGACUUCAGUGAAAUUGCUACUUUUUCUGCCAUCUCUGACUUUAACAACAACAGAUGCCCUUGUUUCAUUUGCUCAGUAUGGUUAACCCUUGAACAGCAUGGGGGUUGGGCUUACCGGUCCCUUGUACCAUCCAAACUCUUGAGUGUAACUUAGGACUCCCCCCAAAACUAUCUAGUGGCCAACUGUUGCUUGAUUGGAAGCCUUACCAAUAAAAUAGUCAACUCACCCUAUUUUGUAUAUUUAUAUACUGUAUUUUUAAAGUAGGCUAGAAAAAAGAAAAUGUUAUUAAAGUAAUAAGAGAAAAAUACAUUUGCAAUCAUGUACUGUAAAUAAGCCACAUGUAAGUGGAUCCAGACAGUUCAAACCUGUUUUCAAGGGUUGACUUAUGUUGUUAGAAAGUAAAACUGAAAAAAAA